AUGCCAAUUAGGACAGCUGCCCAAGUGCAGCAGCAGCUCCAGCAAGUCAAGCCUGCUGCUGCAGCAGCGCUACUAGCAGCCUGGCGGCGGCGACGCCAGCAGCAGCAGCAGCAGCAGCUGCUUUUGCUGCUGCAGCACGCGGCAGCCCGCGGCCUGCAUGCGCAGCAGCAGCAGCAGCAACUGCUGCCUCCCAGCAGCAGCAAUUUGCGAAUUUUGCGGAAUUUCGAAAUUUGUUUCCCCUCAGCAGCAGCAGCAGCAGCAGCAGCAGCAGCAGCAGCUCUCCCCGCCGGCCUCCUCGCUCCCUCGCUCCGCCGCCGAGCAGCCACCGCAGCAGCAGCAGCAGCAGCAGCAGCAGCAGCAGCAGCAGCAGCAGCAGCAAAGAUGCAGCAGCAGCAGCAGCAGCAGGGUGGGCAGCAGCUGCUGCAGGUGCAGCAGCGGCGGGAGGAGAAGACAGCAGCAGCAGCAGCAGCGGCGGCGGAGGAGCCGCUACAGAAGCAGACACAACUGCUGCUGCUGCUGCUGCUGCUGCUAGGCAAGCAGCAGCAGCAGCAGCAGCUAAAAGAUGGCCCGAGGAGGAGCCUAGGCGCAGCAGCAGCUGCUGCUGCAUCGACGCCGACCAGUGCAGCAACAGCAGCAGCAACAGCAGCAGCAACAGUGUGCCUGAUUGCAGCAGCACCAGCAGCAGUAGCAGUAUGCCGGAUUGCUGCAGCGCCAGCUGCAGCAGCCCUACGCCCGGUUGCUGCAGCAGCAGCAGCAGCAGCAGCAGCAGCACUUUGCCUGGCUGCUGCUGCAGCAACAGCAUUCGUUCAAGAAAUUGAACCUGCCCAACAGCCAGCGGCAGAGCAGCAGCAGCAGCUGCUGCUGCUGCUGCCGCAUUAG
Messenger RNA from Eimeria necatrix, 879 nucleotides. RefSeq lists its product as hypothetical. The transcript has 3 exons. The record is from RefSeq and is a predicted model, not a curated record. NCBI's taxonomy places the organism in Eukaryota, Apicomplexa, Conoidasida, Eucoccidiorida, Eimeriidae. Gene Ontology annotation, molecular function: transcription coregulator activity. Gene Ontology annotation, biological process: regulation of transcription by RNA polymerase II. Bases 1 to 879 code for a protein of 292 amino acids. Gene Ontology annotation, cellular component: nucleus; SWI/SNF complex.